Sphenostylis stenocarpa is the source of this 645-nucleotide messenger RNA. NCBI's taxonomy places the organism in Eukaryota, Viridiplantae, Streptophyta, Magnoliopsida, Fabales, Fabaceae. The record is from the annotation of a GenBank genome assembly.
AUGUCUCCUAAGCCUUUCAGUCCAUUACCGUUGAACAAGAGUGAGCAGAGACGGUGGUCUCACUGGUUUUCAAUUUCCUUCCCUAGUCUUAAAUCGCUGGAGUACGAAGUGGAUAUCCGGCUGUGGAAGCUUUUACUCGAGGGGACGCCAUCUAAACGAUUGAUCGAAUUUGUAUUCCAGUCUUUUGGACUGAUCAUCCCCGAUGGUCUUCCCAAAGAAGAGCUUGAUGUAUGUCCGUAUGAAAGAAACUUGAAGCGCGGGAACUCCGAUCGGCCUUCAUUAGAUAGGCAAUCCCUCUUCACGACCAAUCGACAAGAAAGAACAUACACUGACCAUCUUGAUGGAUUCGAGAUCCCAUCCCAUUCUCCUCUAUGGAUCACAGAACGAGGCAAGAAGCAUACGACUGUCUUAGCGAGAUCUGAGGUGAGGAAUUCGGGGAAACCACAGGACGGAAGAGUAGCGUUAGAACAAGAGAAAGAAGCAAGUCAAGCCGACUUCAAAGUUGUGUUUGGAUUGAAAAGGUUUGGAGCAGCUCAAACGAGGAAGCGGAAACUUCUUGAUCUAAGGUGCAAUUGCCUUGAGAUUCAGUGCGCUAACACUCUUAUAAGAAAAGAAAGGAACGAAGUCGCAUCUACCUUUCUUUAG